Molecule: messenger RNA, 1920 nt
Organism: Stegastes partitus (bicolor damselfish)
Lineage: Eukaryota; Metazoa; Chordata; Actinopteri; Pomacentridae
Product: phosphatidylinositol 5-phosphate 4-kinase type-2 beta
Exons: 6
Biological process (GO): phosphatidylinositol phosphate biosynthetic process
Cellular component (GO): plasma membrane
Molecular function (GO): 1-phosphatidylinositol-4-phosphate 5-kinase activity; 1-phosphatidylinositol-5-phosphate 4-kinase activity
Source: RefSeq, a predicted model, not a curated record
GUGUGUGUCUGUCUGUGUGUGUGUGUGUGUGUGUGUGUGUGUGCGCAGUUUAUAGUGGAGUGUCAUGGCAACACGCUGCUGCCUCAGUUCCUGGGCAUGUACCGGCUAACGGUGGACGGAGUGGAGACGUACAUGGUGGUGACCCGGAAUGUAUUCAGCCAUCGGCUCACCGUGCACCGCAAGUACGACCUGAAGGGUUCUACGGUCUCAAGGGAAGCCAGCGACAAGGAGAAGGCGAAAGAACUCCCCACUUUUAAAGACAACGACUUCCUGAAUGAAGGCCAGAAGCUGCAGAUAGGAGACGACAACAAGAAGUACUUUUUGGAGAAGCUAAAACGGGACGUCGAGUUCCUGGCCACCCUGAAGAUCAUGGACUACAGCCUCCUGGUGGGGAUCCAUGACGUGGAGCGAGCCGAGCAGGAGGAGAUGGACGUGGAGGGCGGCGGCGAGGAGGACGAGUACGAGAACGACGGGAUGGGAGGCGGCGUGCUCACCGGCUCCUUCGGCACGCCUCCCGACAGCCCCGGGAACCCCCUCAACUGCGGGGGGUUCUUCGGGCCCGGGGAGUUCGACCCCUCCGUGGACGUUUACGCAAUCAAGAGCCACGACAGUGCUGUGAAGAAGGAGGUGUACUUCAUGGCGAUCAUCGACAUCCUCACGCACUAUGACGCUAAGAAAAAAGCUGCACAUGCUGCCAAAACUGUGAAACACGGGGCGGGGGCCGAGAUCUCGACGGUGAACCCGGAGCAGUACUCCAAACGAUUCUACGAGUUCAUGUCCAACAUCUUAUCAUAGACUCAUCUCCCAGUCCAAGCCAGUCGCACUUCUCGUCAUAGGUCUGUCAAGACGACGCCACUUACUUGUUUCUCUCCUCCCUCGCCUCGGUGUAGGUCCGUCUCCCGAACGCCUCUUUCUCUCUUUAGAAGAAAAAAAUAAAAACAAAAAGAAGAAAAACAAAAAAAAAAAACCCAACAAAACUUCCAGCGUCCUCCCACAGCCAGCACCAGCCUGGCAGGACGGAUGCAUCCAGCCUGUUACAGUCCCCACAUCACCACCACCACCACCGCCGCCGCCGCCUCCUCAAACUCGUGAAAAGCCCCUCACCGGAUCUGGAUCCUGCUAAUCUCCCUAUUUUUUAAAAAAGAAAAGUCCUCCUCAGCCACCUUGUCGCUCCUCACGCCAGCACGGAAACUGUCUCACUAAUGCCUUGAACGAGUGUGUCAGCUUCAGCAGUUAACAGUCCGUUAGUAGAGUCUCUUCGGUUUCUGUUCAUGUUGUUGUUGUUCUUAUGAUUUCUAUUAGACACACACACAGACACACACACACACACAGAUGUAAACACAGAUGCAGAAUGGUCAGAUUGCAUGACAAACUCCUUCGACAGUCGCCAUCAGGCUUCUCUCUCUCUCAGCAACAAAGAAUAAAAAAAAAAAAGACAAGACAAAUUUGGAAUGACAGGGGAUAAACACAUUAAUAUAUAAUGGUGUAUUAAGUAAAUGAAUGCAAUAUCAAAAAAUGCAUGGCUGACGUGUACAUGAGACUCCACCAGUCGACAAACAUCAAACCACUGAACUUCUGAGUGUUACGACGAAAACGACAAAAAAAGAGAAAAAAAAAAAAAUCGGUGUUUGAAUGUUAUGUUGCCAUAUUGUUUUUGAAUAUUUCUGAAAAAUUUUAACCGUGAGCUUGGUGGAGGUCGGUCUAAGAGAAAAAAAAAAAAAAAAAACUCAACAUAAAAAGGGGAAUUCUGCAGCAAAUACUUGUUUUAUUACCAUAAGGAUCAUUUUUAUAUCUUGUUUACAUUAAUGUAGCAAUUUUGUGUUUGUAUACAGUAUUGUUUUGUUACCAACAGACAUUAGGAAAAAAAGGUUACUUGAAAAAAAAAUGAUUCAUUGCAUAUUAAAGGGAGUUUUAUCUUGU